Molecule: messenger RNA, 3218 nt
Organism: Mus pahari (shrew mouse)
Lineage: Eukaryota; Metazoa; Chordata; Mammalia; Rodentia; Muridae
Product: transmembrane protein 56
Exons: 8
Coding region: 1247-2077 (276 amino acids)
Biological process (GO): lipid homeostasis
Cellular component (GO): endoplasmic reticulum; membrane
Source: RefSeq, a predicted model, not a curated record
GGACGCUUUCUUGCGAGAGACCGGCUCAGGGUCGGGAGCAUCAAGUGGCAUCCCCAUCCUCCUUUUCUAAAACAAGUAGCCUUUAUUUACCCCCCACGACUCUCAAGUGGUUCCCAUUUUUAGCCACUUGAGUGCUUAAGUCUAGUGGAGGGAGAAUUGGUUUCUCUUUCCAGCCUCUCUAACCCCCUGGCAAGUUGUUUAAACUAAAUGCCUUCCUUUACCUUGGCAGGAAAUGGGGUCUCUAAUGCCAGUAUCUUAUUUUCCCCACCUUUCCAAGAUGGUAGGGCAGCCUCUGUGAAAGUGAUUUUAAGUUCAUUUAACGGUCACUUGCUGGCCUGUGUUUUUGUUUUUAUUUGUAAGCAUUUGCAAGCCACUAGGCAUGUGGCAAAAUAUUAAAAAGUAGUCUUUGAUGUUUAAAUUAAUUCAGAUACCACUUUGGAGGCAACGUGGAAGAGUUUGUGUGGAUGGUGGGAAUUAAUGUUUAUAGUAGCCAUGUCAUUUAGUAAAACCAUUGCAUAGUCAGAUAAUUGAAAAAUUAAAAAAUGGGUCUAGGAUGGGGAUGUUUUAAGGUAAAAAUCUUGGGACGUUUAUAAGUAGUUUCUUAAGUCAAUAUAUUCAGGAAUCCCACUGCCCAUGUUCCAUCAGGUUAAAGAUCUCCCCUGUGCCGUGGGAUGGUCCAGAGAAUUUAUUCUCUCUGGAUCCCUGCAUCUCCUCUCUCACCACACUGCCUCUGUCCAGCGCUUCUCUGCGGGGCCAUCUUUCAGGAGUUUUCUCUGUCUGGGCUGGAUUCUGUUGCCCCAGUUGCUUAGUCAUUAUCACUAGCUUUGUGCUUCUGCUCCUUCCACUAAAAAGCCUUCAUCAUCUGGGGGGAAAGAAAGAACUAUGGUUCUUGCCACUAAAGUCCUCUGUUCACUUGGAAGCGCUAGGGUCCAAGUUGUCAGAGGCUUGAAAGGUCAGUCACCAGAGAAGAUGGACGCUUGCUAAGAGAUUUCUAAAUAGACCCACGGAGUAAGGAUGCUAGAGUUGGCCUGGCCUUGCAUCAUUUGCUGAAAUCUCCAUUGGAGAGAUUCCACUGGACUAUCAAGAGAGGCCCUGUGAGGUGACCACCGAGCUCUGAGAAGCUAAACUGUGCCAAACUGGGCAAUGGUCUAUGACUUUGGCUUAAAUGAUUCUUAGAAAUUAUCCGACCAACUCUUUCAAUUUAUAGAUGAGAAAACUGAGUCAAAGAGAAACAGGCUGAAGGACUAUGGAGGCGAACACCAAGCUGGCCGUUGGCACUGGGACUAUGGAGGUGAACAUCAAGCUGGCCAUCUGCAUUGUUUGCAGCAGCUUUGUCGUUUUCCAGGUUCUUUUCCAUUUUGUCAGUUACUGGUUUUCAGCAAGAGUUUCUUCAGGUUAUAACAGUCUUAGUAUCGACAAGAAGAUCGAAUGGAACUCAAGGGUAGUAUCCACAUGCCACUCUUUGUUGGUUGGGAUUUUUGGCCUAUACCUCUUCUUCUUCGAUGAGGCGACUAUAGCUGAUCCACUCUGGGGUGAUCCAACAUAUGUGAACAUAAAUAUUGCAACUGCUUCAGGCUACCUCAUUUCUGAUUUAUUGAUUAUACUUUUUAAUUGGAAAGUGAUCGGCGACAAAUUUUUUAUAAUUCACCACUGCGCAGCACUAACUGCAUACUCCUUUGUAUUGACAACUGGGGCGCUUGCCUACAUCGCCAAUUUCCGCCUGCUUGCCGAGCUUUCCAGCCCCUUUGUAAACCAGAGGUGGUUCUUUGAAGCCCUGAAGUACCCCAAGUUUUCCAAAGUCAAUGUCAUCAAUGGAAUUCUUAUGACGGUGGUCUUUUUCAUCGUGCGGAUCAUUUCGAUACCUCCAAUGUAUUCCUUCCUUUAUUCCGUGUACGGAACAGAACCCUACAUAAGGUUAGGGUUUGCAAUCCAGUUUGUCUGGAUCUCUACCUGUGUUGUUUUAGAUGUGAUGAAUAUCAUGUGGAUGAUCAAAAUCAUGAAAGGAUGCAUCAAAGUCAUCUCUCUGAUCAGACAAGAGAAAGCCAAGGAUAGCCUUCAGAACGGAAAACUCGAUUAAAGGAGUGCUUCAUCAGACACCUUGUUUCCAUAAGCCAUCCUCCUUCCUCUGUGUUCUGGCCAACAGGAUGAGCUCCUGCGCCGCUCCGUUAGGCAAGGUUGUUUGUUACUCAUGGUUUCAGUGUUCUUUCCUCUGUUCUUUAAUCUUUUGGCAAGAGAAAAUAAAAUUUAGUCUUCAACCCAGGAUUUCUUCUUUCCUUCUAUAUUUUUAAGUAAGCAUGGAUGGAAAUGGAAAGGUUUAAAUAAAAGUUUUAAGUAGAGUGGUGAAACUUUUCUGAACUCUCAGUGUUCAUGGGGAUUAUUCUCUGCAGGAAAAUGGCCGGUGAUUUGGUGGCCUUUGUACACCGCCCAAUUUGCUGAAGGAAUGAGAACAGCUUUUCAGUCUGUGAGCAGCUACAUUGGCUGCGCUCCGUUCUCUUCCAACGUCAGUGCCUGUGUAGGGUUUCAUUUCUAAGUUGCCAGCCUGUCCCUUCCCCAGGCCAUCAGAAAUGACACAGUUUCACUGGGAUAUGCAGUCAUCGGUUAUGAUACGAUAGAGCAUUUCUCAUGUUGAUACUAUCGUAUUUGAUAAUACUUAUGUGUUUUAAGAUUUCAGAUGCUGCUUUAUUUAUCUCUUCAGUGCUUUAUCCAAUUAUAUUUUGAAAAUCUUAUAGUUAGGCAAGGUUUAAGACCCAUCUUGUGGACCACAUGAAUGCCGAUAGAUGACAGCUUGGGCUAAAGGGAGGACUCCCGGGAGGACUCCCGGGAACGUGCCUCAUAACGCCGCCUUCGCCUGCUUUUGGGUACUUUCCCCAUGAAGAUCACAUUUCUUCUUGCAAAGUUUUCCUAGUUCUAAACCUGACACCAGAAUGCCAGUCUUUUCUAGAAUGCACUGGGUUUGCUCCUGAAGUCAGCCUCAUUCUGGUGAGACUAAAACUACAGACAAGUCAGAGUUUGUGCUUUACUCAUAGAUUUUACUCAGGCUUGCUUAGUUUAUCUUUGCCUUUUUGUUUUCUUAAAGAGCAGGAAGGAAGGAGGGAGACUUAACCCAAGUAUUCUGAUGAUCAAAACUGUCAUUCAUUGUGAAAAAAAAUCGUGCGUGUGUGUGUGUGUGUGCGUGUGUGCGUGCAUGCGUGUGCGUGCAUGCGUGUGCGUGCAUGCGU